ACCACCAAAUCACAAACCAUUCCAUCAGAUCAAAUCCCAGCCGUUUAAUUUGAUCAUCCCAAAGAUGUUUGAGAUUAUUCAGGCGGUUUUCGCUGCCGGGGCUGCACUAGCUCUUUUGACAUUCUCCGCUAUAACCCUCGGUGGCUCAGUGGUCGCAUUUGUCAUAAGCACACCGCUUUUUGUCGUUUUCAGUCCCGUUCUCGUGCCAGCGACUAUAGCCACUACAUUGCUAGCUUCAGGUUUCACAGCCUCCGGUUCCUUUGGUGCCACGGCUUUCUCCAUCCUUGCGUGGAUCUACAAGAAACGUACAGGGAGGGACCUGCCAAAAAUUCCAGGAUUGACGCCACCUGCUCCGGCGUCUAGUCCAGCAGGCUCCGGCGUCUAAUCCAGCAGAAUCGGGGAAAUACGAUUAGGCGUUUCCUAAUUUGGGAUGAUGUAUGGAGGAACUUGAUCAUACUUAAUUACUGGGGUUCCAUAAAUAAAAUAAAAAUUUAUCC
Arabidopsis arenosa is the source of this 497-nucleotide messenger RNA. The record is from the annotation of a GenBank genome assembly. NCBI's taxonomy places the organism in Eukaryota, Viridiplantae, Streptophyta, Magnoliopsida, Brassicales, Brassicaceae.